Messenger RNA from Malaclemys terrapin pileata, 1560 nucleotides. RefSeq names its product putative methyltransferase-like protein 7A. The transcript is spliced from 2 exons. The record is from RefSeq and is a predicted model, not a curated record. Gene Ontology annotation, molecular function: S-adenosylmethionine-dependent methyltransferase activity. The coding region runs from base 88 to 819 and encodes 243 amino acids. NCBI's taxonomy places the organism in Eukaryota, Metazoa, Chordata, Testudines, Emydidae.
UGCUCAGUGAAGUUGGAACACAGCAGCAGGUUUGGCGUUCUGUUUGCAGCUGGGAUUGAGGAUUUUUGCAUUCUCCUCUUUGCACUGAUGGUGCUGAUCCCUCUCCUCCAGCGAUGCAUCCAGCUCCUCAGCCUGCCUGUGUACCUGCUCUCGUAUCUGGGCUUAUGGGACCCCCUCUGUAAGAAGAUCUUCCCAUAUUUCAUGGCCAAGUGCUCCACUAUCUACAACCGCAAACUCUUCCAACAGAAAAAGGACCUGUUCAGCAGCCUGGGGGAGUUUGCAGGCACUUCGAGGGAGCUCAGGCUGCUGGAGAUAGGCACAGGUUCAGGAGCCAACUUCCAGUUCUACCCACCUGGAUGCCGGGUGACAUGCACUGAUCCCAACCCCAACUUUGAGAGGUUCCUCCUCAAGAGCAUUUCUGACAGCCCACACCUCCAUUUUGAACGGUUCUUGGUGGCCUCCGGUGAGGACCUGCGUCCAGUGGCUGACGACUCCAUGGAUGUGGUGGUUUGCACCUUGGUGCUGUGCUCAGUGCGCAGCAUCGAGCAGGUCCUGAGAGAAGUCUUGCGAGUGCUCAGGCAGGGUGGUUCUUUGUAUUUCUUGGAGCAUGUGGCUGCAGAUCAUUCCAGCUGGAGCUACUUUUGGCAACAGAUCUACAACCCAACCUGGAGAUAUUUGGGAGACGGGUGCUGCCUGACCAGAGAGACCUGGAAGGACCUGGAGAAGGCAGGGUUCUCAGAACUGAAGUUGCAACACAUACAUGCCCCCCUGUCCUGGAACCCUACUCGUCCCCAUAUCAUUGGAUAUGCUGUGAAAUAACUAACUCCAUGCACUGAGAAACAAGGUCAUGUCAGCUCCGUGGUUCCUUCCAAUUCCUGGGGGUAUUUACUUCUGGCUAGCAGCCUUAUAAUGUCAGAGCAAUACUUAUUUAGCAAUUAGCUGCCUAACCAAAUUGCCUUGUUAGGUUUAUGAGAAUAACAGGGAAAACAUACCGAGCAUCCAUUGCUUAUCCUAACUAUGGGGUCAGGUUUGUCCAUAUGCCUGUCAGGCUCCUCCCAGUUUUCAGACAAAGCACUGGUCAGCAUUUUUCACUGACUGUCCUGCUAGUUUUUGUGGAUCACAUUCUAAGGCACUGAUCAUAUACAGAGCCUCGUUCAUCAUAAACAGAGCCUCGGUGCCUAUGUCAAGCUUUGUGGAUCUCAGUGUUGUUCCAGUGACUUUCUGGGCACCGUGUUGCUUGGGGUUGCUUUGGGAAUCCGGGCUCAUCAGUCUAAAUCAGAUUUGAAACAGCAAUCUGCACAACAAAAUGCUCCCAUUAUAGCAGAGUAAUUAGCACUAGUUAAGGGCAACAGAGGAGCUUGGGGCCCCCAAGUGGCAGGGAACUCAUAUCCUACUGAAAGGUAACAGAAGGCCAAACCUAAGCACUAGACAUAUCCACUCAGACUGCACUGAAAGUACUUUUGAUACAAUUUCUUUUGUUUUAAUUUGUUUGUCUUUUGUAAUUGCUACAGAACCACGGUGUUGCUACAGAGACACAGGCUUCUCAAUAAAGUUGAAAAU